AUGGUGCAGACUGGCAAUGUGACAGAAUUCGUUUUUCUAGGACUGUCUCCCAAUCCAGAGAUUCAGAGAGUUUGCUUUGUGCUGUUUUUGUUCUUGUACAUGGCUAUUGUGCUGGGAAAUUCCCUCAUUGUGUUGACUGUGAGCUUCAGCAAGAGUCUUGGCACACCCAUGUAUUUCUUCCUCAGCUACCUCUCCUUUGUGGAGAUCUGUCAUUCCUCCACCACUUCUCCCAAAUUCAUUGCAGAUUUACUUGCUGAGAGGAAAUCCAUCUCCCUAGAGGGCUGCAUCACCCAGGUGUUCUUCAUCCAUUUCUUUGGUGGCAUUGAGAUGUUUCUACUCAUAAUAAUGGCUUAUGACCGCUACUUGGCCAUCUGUAAGCCUCUGCACUAUGUGACCAUUAUGAACCACUGGAUUUGUGACCUUCUGGUUGAGAUGGCCUAUUUGGCUGCCUUUUUACACUCAACUGCCCAAAUUCUCCUCCUAGUCCACUUACCCUUCUGUGGCCCUAAUGUGAUUGACCAUUAUUUCUGUGAUGUGCUCCCUCUGCUGGAGCUGGCCUGCACUGACACCUUUUUCACUGGGGUGCUUAUUGUGGCUAAUGGGGGGAGCCUGUCAGUGGUCAGCUUCUUAAUUCUCCUGAGCUCUUACAGUGUUAUCUUGUUCCACCUAAGGGGGCAUAGCAAGGAAGGACGCCGAAAGGCCCUCUCCACUUGUGCUUCCCACAUCACUGUAGUCAUCUUGUUCUUUGGACCCUGUGUCUUC
This is a messenger RNA of Vombatus ursinus (common wombat), 762 nucleotides long. RefSeq names its product olfactory receptor 4X2-like. The record is from RefSeq and is a predicted model, not a curated record. The annotation marks the transcript as partial. NCBI's taxonomy places the organism in Eukaryota, Metazoa, Chordata, Mammalia, Diprotodontia, Vombatidae. Gene Ontology annotation, cellular component: membrane. Gene Ontology annotation, molecular function: G protein-coupled receptor activity; olfactory receptor activity. Gene Ontology annotation, biological process: G protein-coupled receptor signaling pathway. The transcript has a single exon.